This is a messenger RNA of Paramormyrops kingsleyae, 658 nucleotides long. It is a transcript of the gene mrpl42, whose product is annotated as mitochondrial ribosomal protein L42. Gene Ontology annotation, cellular component: mitochondrial large ribosomal subunit. The record is from RefSeq and is a predicted model, not a curated record. NCBI's taxonomy places the organism in Eukaryota, Metazoa, Chordata, Actinopteri, Osteoglossiformes, Mormyridae.
CUAAGCUCCAUCGUGACCACCGUCCGUCACGGUUUUCCCCGAGCGGUCACCUUGCGGAUCGCCGUGUUUCACACGGACCUUUUUCGCUGCUGCACGUUUCCGCCUGACGCAGCUGGGGGAACAGCAUGGCCGGAGGUCAGGGAAUCAGACUGGCAGGUCUCGUCACAAAGCUUUUAAAUGUGACCAAACGGACACAUUUAACGGUUGGAAGUUUGGCUUCAGCUCGUCCCAUGUCCACCACCACUGGGUCCUCAUAUGAGGAUGCGAACUGCAAAGUUGAAAUAGGAUUGACGCCAGAUGGUAAAACUAUAGUCUGUUACCACCCAGCUGUUGAAUUCCCAUACGAGCUGUCCCAGCCCAUUCCACGACCUGACCCCCUGUCAAACCCAGCGGAAACACAUGACCAGGUUCUGAAGGCUCAUUUGAGUAUGGAAGUCCCACAGAACAAGGCGGGUCCCACCAUUGAGGAGCUCAGUAAAAUGUUCUUCACAACAAAGCAUCGUUGGUACCCCUAUGGGCAGUAUCACAGAAGACGCAAGAAGCUGAAUCCUCCCAAAGACCGAUAGUCCAAGACUCACCUGUAAUAUGUAAUAUAAACUAUAAAGACCACAUGACAUUUUCUUAAAUAAACAGUGAAGUUGUGCAGUUAAUAAGCAAA